This is a messenger RNA of Paramecium sonneborni, 1415 nucleotides long. The record is from the annotation of a GenBank genome assembly. NCBI's taxonomy places the organism in Eukaryota, Ciliophora, Oligohymenophorea, Peniculida, Parameciidae.
UAUUUAUUACAGCAUAACAGAUUAUGGGUAGUUGUUGUAGUGGAUAAUAAGCAUGGUGUGGUGAUCAAAAAACACAAAUUAAUUUAUAAGGUGCUCAAUAAUAGGAACUAGAUAAAAAAAUGGAUGAAUAGUUAGAUGAAGAUUUAGUUAAGGAGAAAGCUACAAAAAUAUAAGGUAAUUAUUUAGAUUAGAUUAAUUCUUAGCUCAUAUACGAGGACAUAAAGCAAGAGAGGAGGUAAAGAAAAUUAAAGAAAGUUAAAAGAGUUCAGAACAAAUUUCAGAUAACUGUAUCAAAUAAAGUAGUGAACCUAAAAAAAUGGAAAGUCAUAAUCAUCAAUAAUAAGAAGAUAAAUCAUCAUUGACAGCAAAAGAAGCUUCAUAUACAAAAGGUCCAGAGUAAAAUGCUGGAGCUAAUUAACAUGCUCCAAAUGAUAGAGUUAAGAAAAUAGAUAAAAUACCUGAUUUUCUGACAGAUCGAACUCGAUAAGUAUAUAAUUGUAAUACGAAAGGUUUUGGAUAAAUUGGAAGAUUUUGUAUAUGAUUAAGAUUAAGAAGAAUACAAGGAUUUACCUAAUUUAGGGCCAUAUGAAUUUGAGAAUGGAAGUGUUUAUAUAGGUUAAUGGAAAAAUGGGUAUAUUAUUUAUAAUAUAUAAAAAUUAAUUAGAUAGAGACAUGGUAGAGGUAGACAAAUAUGGUAGGAUGGUUCAUUAUAUGAGGGUUAUUGGUAUUAAAAUGUAGCAUGUGGAAAAGGAAGAUUAAUACAUUCAGAUGGAGAUAUAUAUGAAGGAGAAUGGAGAAAUGAUAAAGCACAUGGUUAAGUAAUUAUUUAUAUAUAUUUAAGGGAAAAUAUGUUCAUAUGGAUGGAGCUAAGUAUAUAGGUUAAUGGGAAGAUGAUAGAUAAAAUGGAGAAGGAAAAGAAAUUUGGCCUGAUGGUGCUAGUUAUGAAGGAUAAUAUAAAAAUGGUAAAAAAGAUGGAAGAGGUACAUUUAAAUGGGCUGAUGGUUCUAUUUAUGUUGGAGAUUUCUUUUAAAAUAAUAUUUAAGGAUAAGGAGAGUAUAGUUGGGAAGAUGGAAGAAAAUAUGUUGGAGAAUGGAAAAAUAAUAAAAUGGAUGGAAAAGGAGUAAUAUUAAAUAUAAAUAUGUUUAUAGGUUUUUACAUGGUUAGAUGGAAGAAGAUAUGAAGGUUAAUAUAAAGAUGAUAAAAAACAUGGUUAUGGAGAAUUUAAAUGGCCUGAUGGUAGAGUAUGAAUUUUCUAAGAUUUUCAGGUUUAUAAAGGAGAAUGGUCUAAUGGAAAAUAACAUGGUAAAGGAAUCUAUAUAGGUUCAUCCAAAGUUGAAAAAGAAGGAGAAUGGUAAGAUGGUAAAAGAAUAAGGUGGAUUAGAAGAGGAGGUUAACCAAUAGAAGAAGGAAAUUGA